This is a messenger RNA of Stylonychia lemnae, 1206 nucleotides long. The record is from the annotation of a GenBank genome assembly. NCBI's taxonomy places the organism in Eukaryota, Ciliophora, Spirotrichea, Sporadotrichida, Oxytrichidae.
AUGAAGUAUCUUAUGAAGUAUGCCAUCAUCAGAUGGAGGAACUGGAAAGAAUAUUGGGCUCCAGAAGUUAAAAAACGAUAGCAUGACUAAAGAAGUUAUCUUUAUUCCCUUGAAUUAACUUUUUACAAACUCAUGAAUAGAUAUUAUCCCGUUAAGAGUGUUGAUUUGGUUAGUUUAAUUGCGUUUAUUGUUUCAUCGAUUCCCUCUCUUAAUGAAUGCAUUGAUAAAGACUAUUUCCAAUAAAUUAUCGACAAGAUGAACAAGAAAAAGAUAGAUUAAGUGGAAACACAUAUCUCUAAUCAAGUUAUUGUUAACUACGAAAAAGAAAAGGAAAAAUCAAAAGUAGCUAGGUUCAAAUAUCUAAAAAAGAAAGCUGAUUCAAAAGGAACUAUCAUUCGCAAGCAUGAUGAUAUGCUUAAUAAAGAGAGAUAGAGUUUGCAGAGAAGAGAUGAAAACAUAAAAGUUGCUAAUAGAUUUAGAGUAGUUCUUAGAGGCCUCGAAAAUAAUUAUGCUUCACUUAAAACUACUGAAGAGCAUUAGGAACUUGAGAGAUUUCAUAAUCCUAAGAAAAAGGGACUUCCAGAUCCACUAGACUUGCCACUUGAAUAAACCGAGGCUUAUCGUAAUAAGGUCGUAUAUGAAUUCUUCAAAGAUUGUCCUGAUAAACCAAGAUUCAGACAUAAAGAAAAGACUAGCUAUUAUCUUUAAACAACGACUGGUGGCCCUAUUAGAGCAAUUAAGACUCAGUAUAUUUCUAGCAGAGAGCAGAUAGCUAGAGCAGCCUUAAUUAUUCAAAGAGCUAUAAGAAGGUGGAGAAAGAAGAGAUAAGCUGAAAAACAAGCAAGAAAAGAGGAGGAACUAAGAAGGUAAUUUUCAAAUUCCUCAAAUACUCCUGGCUUUAAUAGCAACAAUCCUAAUAUUAACAAUCAAUUCUUUGUAACUUAAUCAAAUCAUGAUUAAUCUACUUUGAGUGUUGUUAGUAGCUAAAAUAAAACUAUUCUGAUCAAGCCGUAGGUUGGAAGCAACAAAGAAAGUAGAAUAGGAUUGCAAGAUCUCAGUAAUAGUCACAAUUAAGCUGUUGGAGAGUAGAUUUCUAUGCAAGAUGGUAUGCUUAGCAUAAAUACAAACGGGAAUAUUAAAUUUGGCUCCAGCUCUUACAAUCAAGCGCAAAAUCCAAAGAAAACUAGGAAAUCAACUGCUAGCUGA